Messenger RNA from Oncorhynchus masou masou (cherry salmon), 1794 nucleotides. Its product is annotated as transmembrane emp24 domain-containing protein 2-like. The transcript has 4 exons. Gene Ontology annotation, cellular component: COPII-coated ER to Golgi transport vesicle; endoplasmic reticulum-Golgi intermediate compartment; Golgi apparatus. The record is from RefSeq and is a predicted model, not a curated record. NCBI's taxonomy places the organism in Eukaryota, Metazoa, Chordata, Actinopteri, Salmoniformes, Salmonidae. Bases 96 to 701 code for a protein of 201 amino acids. Gene Ontology annotation, biological process: Golgi organization; endoplasmic reticulum to Golgi vesicle-mediated transport; intracellular protein transport.
UAGUGUUAACUCCUCCUCCACAAAUCAGUGGCUUGCUCUACUAGUACGCUUUAGCGUCUUUUUCACAUAGAUAGUUGCGAAAAACAACAGCAGUUAUGUUUACCCUCUCUGAGUUUAUGGUAAUUUUAGCUAUGUUGUCCGCAACAGCGUCAGGUUAUUUUGUAAGCAUAGACGCUCAUGCAGAAGAAUGUUUAUUUGAACGAGUAAACUCUGGUACCAAAAUGGGCCUCAUGUUUGAGGUGGCCGAAGGCGGUUUCCUUGACAUCGAUGUGGAGAUCACGGGUCCAGAUGGGAAGCAGAUUUAUAAAGGAGACAGAGAAUCCAGUGGAAAGUACUCUGUGGCUGCCCAUAUGGAUGGCACAUACAAGUUCUGCUUUAGCAAUAAGAUGUCCACCAUGACGCCCAAGAUUGUCAUGUUUACCAUUGACAUCGGAGAGGCCCCCAAGGGAGACGGCAUGGAGACGGAAGCCCACCAGAACAAGCUGGAGGAGAUGAUUAAUGAACUAGCAGUUGCCAUGACGGCAGUAAAACACGAACAGGAAUACAUGGAGGUCCGAGAGAGAAUACACAGAGCAAUUAAUGACAACACAAACAGCCGAGUGGUGCUUUGGUCCUUCUUUGAAGCGCUUGUGUUGGUAGCCAUGACCCUGGGACAGAUCUACUACCUGAAGAGAUUUUUCGAGGUGCGGAGAGUUGUGUAAAACAUGGCUUUUUUUCCAACUCCAAAGUGAGUCAUCAUUCACUUGAACCAUUAGCCGCACCAUACUACAAAGUUGGAAAUCAAACAACCUCUGAAAAGCCUUUUCCUUAUCCAAUCUCAUGUCUGUUUUUCUCUUCUCGCACUUCAGGCCAUGGUACAAUGUAUGUUUUUCCAAUCGAGGAGAACUGUCUUUGCAUUGACUCCUCAGACUUUGAUAUCAAUAGCACUGAAGAGGGUAUUAUACAUUUUUGAUCAAGAAGAGUAUUUAUGCAUUCAAACCCACUGCCCUAAAACUAUGCCAGGAGGAGGUUUUGUAGUAAGUUGUGCACACAUUAAAUACAACACUGGGCUUGGAAUGAUAAUUGUUAGACAACUGUUCAGCUUGCUCUAGAUGUUUUUUAGGGAGUAUAUUUUCUUGUACAAAUAACUUUUGUUUUAACACCUACCGUGCCAAUCAGUCACAGUAUGCACAAUGCAUAUUUAAUGGAAAAAGUAAUGGCAUAUAAUCGUACUGUAUGUAUUUAAGACUGUUACAUUUUGGGGUAAGAUGCAGAAUAAGAAAAGCCUUGGUGUGAGAUCUGAGCUAUUGUUGCCAGUUUGAAGUAGUUGCUUGAGCAUUUAUUGUUCUAGUAUUGUACUUUAUCAAAUGAGGACAAUUUUGUACAGAUUUUAUUCUACUUUGUAUUGGUAGUUAUGUUCAAUGUUUAUUCUGGGUUAGCAAAGGGUGACAUUGGUCACAACAGAUACAGAGCUCAGACUUUCAGAGUCAAAUUAAAAUGUGGAUGAAUUUAUGACCCAAAUCCAGUUCAUAAGUGUUUCCUUGUCCUCUUGAGAUUAGUUAAUUACAAAUUAAAAUCAGUACAGUAGUUUCAUAUACUCUCCCAUGGGUCAGCAGAACCUUUUCAAACUCCAGUAAAGCAAGUAGGGGGAAAAUGUUCAUACAAAGUAAAACACCUGUUUUUUGUGAGUUUCUCCUUAAACGAAUAAUAAAAUCAUUGUAUUAUGUCUUGACCCACUAUGGGUUUGUUGUUAGUGAUAUGCAUAUUGAAAGGUGACUUGUUAAUAUCUGAAUUAAAUGAAUCCAUUUGAUGGUG